This is a messenger RNA of Hyla sarda, 2824 nucleotides long. RefSeq names its product 3-hydroxybutyrate dehydrogenase 1 (gene BDH1). The record is from RefSeq and is a predicted model, not a curated record. Gene Ontology annotation, molecular function: oxidoreductase activity. Lineage: Eukaryota; Metazoa; Chordata; Amphibia; Anura; Hylidae. The transcript has 7 exons. The coding region runs from base 250 to 1257 and encodes 335 amino acids.
UGGAGACCUAUACAACCCUACAUGCUGCUGUAUACCUUCUUCUAUAAAGGCUGGAGAUAAGUAUAACUGCACAUAGUCUGUACUGGGACGUGGCGCCUCUCCCCAUACUGUCCAUUCAGUAUAACACAUGGCUGCCUGCAGGUACGCAGGGGAACGGAGUUCCUGCACUUUUCCAUAGAAGGGACACUGUUCCCAUUACGGCCCUUGAGUGGAAAUCUUGGGAAUCAAGGUGAAAGUUACUGAUAGAGAAUGUUGGCGGCCAGGUCCUGCUUAGCGAUCCCCACAAGGACGCUGUACUUCAGGGACAAUGUAAGAUUUCUGCAGAAGUGGUCUUCCGCUGUGACCUUGCCUACAAGCCGUUCCUAUGCGAGUCAGCCAGAAGGGGGCAAUAAGGCAGUUCUUGUAACAGGAUGUGACUCAGGCUUUGGAUUUUCAUUGGCGAAGCAUCUUCACAGCACAGGAUUCACUGUGUUUGCAGGAUGUCUGUUAAAGGACAAGGGAGACGCUGGUGUGAAGGAGCUGGACAAUAUGAAUAGUGAUCGGAUGAAGACCAUACAGUUGAAUGUUGUGAAGCAGGAUGAGGUAGAGAGAGCUGUGGAAAUUAUAAAAGAAAAUUUGAAAGACCCAGAAAAGGGAUUAUGGGGUGUUGUAAACAAUGCUGGAAUAUCAACAUUUGGAGAAGUGGAGUUCACCAGCAUGGAGACCUACAAGGAAGUUGCUGAAGUGAAUCUGUGGGGCACAGUCCGAACUACCAAGGCCUGUCUCCCUCUCAUUCGUAGAGCUAAAGGCCGUGUGGUAAAUAUAAGCAGUAUGUUGGGCCGAAUGGCAAACCCUGCUCGUUCUCCUUAUUGUAUCACCAAAUUUGGUGUAGAAGCAUUCUCUGACUGUUUGCGAUAUGAGAUGCACCCCUUUGGAGUCAAGGUGAGCGUGGUUGAACCAGGGAAUUUCAUCGCAGGCACCAGCUUAUACAGCCCAGAAAAAAUAAAAGCAAUUGCUGAAAAGAUGUGGGAUGACUUGCCAGAAACCGUGAAGAAAGAUUAUGGGAGAAAGUACUUUGAUGAGAAAAUAGCCAGGAUGAAUUCAUAUUGUAACAGUGGUUCAACAGACACGUCUCCCGUCAUUAAUGACGUCACCCAUGCUCUCACUGCCUCAACUCCAUUUACACGCUACCAUCCCAUGGACUACUACUGGUGGCUCAGGAUGCAGAUUAUGACACACCUGCCUGGGGCCAUAUCUGACAAGAUUUACAUCCAUUAGAUAAUUUUUAUGGAUUUAUAGUUAAUUCUAAGAAGAUACUGAUCACAUUCGCAGCCUUUACUACCUCACAUCAUGUUCUCACAUAUCAACCAGAAUGUUGCAUUUUCUAAGCCUCUGAUCAUACUCUAUGCUAUUCUUCCCGUCAAAAUGACAGACCAUACAAUGCAUCUAGCAGUGUCUUGACUCCUAAUAAAAACCGAAACAAGGAUGCAGAUGUGAAAAGAGCCUUAAAUGAUUGUUCUUAUUUUUUAUCUCAUGUCCUUCUAAAGGUUUAUUCCAAUUUUACUAAGAAACAUUAAAGGGGUACUCCACUGGCCCGCGUGGAAAUAAAUGUUCCCGAAUGCUGUUUUUGCACUGCGGGGGGUCGGGCCCGCAGCGCGAAAAACAGCAUUCGGAACACUUAGUUCCACGCUGGCCAGUGGAGUACCCCUUUAAUGUGACGUCCCAGAGCUAGAGAGUACAUACUUCUCCUAGUCCAGUGUCUGUACAUCUGUCUGCCUGGGCCCUCUGAUUACUUUCCCUGAUCAUGUGCUCUGUCAAUGACACUUAUCGAGGCGGCAGAGGGGUCAGAACAUCAUUGGCAAAGCUCAUAGAGAGCAAGUUAUCAGGGUAAGUAAACAGAAUGACCAUGACCCACCAGAGCACCACUGCUGGACUGGAAGAGGUGAUUACAUGCCAGUUCAUUUUACAGUCCUGUUAUGCUGAAUUAAGGAUUUUUAUAAAAUUGGAUUACCCCUUUAAUUUCUUUUUGUGCCAGAAUCAUGGUGGAAAUUUGUAAACCUUCUUUUAAAUAAAUAGCUGUUUUCAUUUGUAAAAGAAGGGGAUAAUAUAGUUUAACCUUCUGUUAUGCCCUUUCACACCAAAGUUUAAAAGCAUGGCACAAACUACAGCACAAGGCCCUACAAAAUUGUCAAAUCAAUGAUAAGUUAUGUCAAAAUGACACUUUAGCAUAUGCUUUAUGCUUGGCCUAGAGGAAGCAGGAGGAAACCGUUUUUUCCUUCCAGAAAAUAGAGUAAAAGCUUUGUGUGAAAGUGGCCUAAUGUUGUAUAUUCUUAUUUUGAAGUUUACUUCUUAUAUGCUUCUGCAUACUGGAACGUACAACUACCUCAUUCUGUCAUGUGUGCAAUUACACAAAACAACAAACGUGUCUUCUAUUUAUUUAUAGUGUGUGAAAAAAAUUAAAAGUGGCACACCUUGCAUUGAACUGCUCUAGAAUUUGCACAUUGCCCUUCCUGAUGUUCCUUUCAUAAAAUAUAAAAUAUUUUUAGUUUUAACAGAACUUAUGUUAUCAUCAUCAUGAUGAAGUGGUGGUAGGAUAUUCAUGGCUGCAUAUUGAUUCAUUGGCACAACUUGCACCAUAUUCCUUUUUAGUUUAGGAUUUGUAUUACAAUAACUGAUAUUAGGAAUAAUACAUUUAUGUAUUGUAUAAAGGCGUUGCUAAUCUUUAAUCUAAAUCUCACAUUUUUAUAAUGCAUUUAUUUUGGCUUUAUUUUGUAGACAUUUUAUAUUGGUGUAGGAUUUGGUACUCUUAUUGCUAAAUAAAAUGUCAUAUAAUAAAAUAUUUUAC